AUGAAAGCCUCUAUCGUUAAGCAAACUGCGGUCCGGGCCGCCUGUGACAAGUGCCACAGCAUCAAGAUACGCUGCUCUCGAGACGCUGGCUCACUAGACUGCCAAAGAUGCGUCCGUCUGGGUUUCAAGUGCUCGUACAGUGCACCUCUGCAGAUGGGCCGACCGCGACAUAAUUCGCGACUUGCAUCUGCCUCUGGCCCAAAGCCAGAUCGAAAGGGCCUUGGCCGAUCAGCACCCGGCGGCGGCAGCACGGGUCCUUCCGGCAUGGCACCGGAUCACCUGGCGGAUAGUUCAACAGCAUUUUACCCCACUCCCACCGUCGAGGCCUCCGAGUACCCCGAGGGCCUUGCCUUCGAUCUCGGACUCGAUGGCACCGACAAGAAUUUGACGGUGCAUUCACUCCUGAGAGAACCUCACGGGCCUCCGUAUGACGAUUUGUUCAUGCGUCACGACGGUCACGCUGACCGGGCCAUGGACUUUAUGGGGCUCGCAGAUACCGACUCGAUAGAUCCGUCGCUCUUCAGUGGAACCACUCUAUCCGAGUCAGGGCACAGCCGCGACGACCGCGACGAGGAACUUGCAGAGCGGUUGUCAAGUCUCCAGGUCAAACUGCAGCAGCUCCACCAUCGCAUCAAGCAAGACGCCUUUAGAGACAAUCUCAACGCUCCACAGAAGGCUAGCGCGGAGCAAGAGUCGACCCAAUCAAACACGGACCUCAACGACAUCUUCAUGGCAACGGUGGACUUUACCGACGUCCUCCAUGAUCACUCAGGGUCACGGCCUCAGGAAUGGUCUAUGGAUCACGCUGUAAAGUGCCAGCUGCUAUCAUGUUACCUGAGCCUCGUCGACGUAUACGACGCGUCCUCAGAGCACAUACAACGGGCGACAAAAAAUGCAAAAGACAGGCCAACUUGGACAGGAAAUGGCACUAUCUGCGACGAUACCCAGUCGGGAUCAAGCCUGGCCAGCGGUUUGUCCACUAAGAAUUCGAGCACAGGCUCUGAGCUGUACUUGCAUUUGUUGUCGCAGAUGCGCAUACGUGCGAAGCAGGCCCUCGACAAGUAUCGUUGA
Molecule: messenger RNA, 1071 nt
Organism: Thyridium curvatum
Lineage: Eukaryota; Fungi; Ascomycota; Sordariomycetes; Thyridiales; Thyridiaceae
Exons: 2
Coding region: 1-1071 (356 amino acids)
Biological process (GO): regulation of DNA-templated transcription
Molecular function (GO): zinc ion binding; DNA-binding transcription factor activity, RNA polymerase II-specific
Source: RefSeq, a predicted model, not a curated record